This is a messenger RNA of Camellia sinensis, 1791 nucleotides long. NCBI's taxonomy places the organism in Eukaryota, Viridiplantae, Streptophyta, Magnoliopsida, Ericales, Theaceae. The record is from RefSeq and is a predicted model, not a curated record.
AUGGGGCAUCGCCGCUGGUUGAAUGCGAGUCACAAAUUUCGAAAAGAUGGUCCGUCUUUUGAUGGAACUUUUGAAUUUGAACCAUGUCCAACUCGAUUAUCGGGGGCUAAUGUGUUACGACAGCUAGGGCCUAAGCAUCAACCAACUAACAGACAAAAAAGAACUAGGAAAGGAAAGGAAAAAGAGGACAACGAGGAGGAUCAUAAUUGGAGGAAAAGGAGUAUUUUCUUUGAGCUUCCAUAUUGGGAGCAUAAUUUGAUUCGCCACAAUCUUGAUGUAAUGCACAUUGAGAAGAACGUGUGUGAUAAUGUAUUGUGGACGAUAUUAAAUGUUGAUGGGAAAGGAAAGGAUAAUUUAAAUGCUCCUCAAGACUUGCAAGAUAUGGGAAUUCGAAAGGCAUUACAUCCUAAAAAAAGGGGUUGGGAACAGUUGUGCUUCAAAACUCUAGAACCAGAUGGGUUAGAUCGUCUUCAAUCCCAAAUUGCUCUUACACUUUGUCAUCUUGAGAGAAUUUUUCCUCCAUCCUUUUUCGAUAUAAUGGAGCACUUGCCUAUUCACCUAGCGGAGGAGGCCAAGAUUGUUGGUCCAGUGCAAUAUCGUUGGAUGUACUUCAUAGAAAGGUACUUGGAUGAUGUCGAGUCAAAAUUGAAUCGACCAAUAAGGAAUUACGAUGUUAGCGACAAUCCUUGGAUAUUACUGGGUCAUGCUUUAGGAAAAAGAAAAGGGUUUGCGCUUGAUAACACAUCAUGGGUACAAGCUCAUCGGUAUGUGUUAUUUAACAUUGCUGCAGUUGUCCCAUAUCGAGAGGAGCAUCGUGAUUUUAUUAAGCGGUCACAUCGUCGUCUUAAAGAUUUUGAUGUGGAUCGCCGUCACAAUGAUGAGUUUCCCAGAUGGUUUAAUUCUCAUGUUGAAGAGCUUCUAGUUAUUGAAAAUGCUGUGUUGUCAGAUGAGAUUAAAACUUUGGCAUUGGGACCUAGUAAAAAGGCCACGAGAUUCAAUGGGUAUAUAAUUAAUGGUGCUAGGUAUCAUACGAGGAGUUGUGAGUGGAGAAGAAAAACUCAAAAUAGUGGGGUUAUGGUGAAAGCAAAGACUUGUAGCUAUGCAAGUACCAGAGACAUGAAUCCUGUGGAAGGUGAAGUAGCAUACUAUGGAUAUGUGACAGAUAUUAUUGAAUUGUAUUACUCAUACGACCGUGGAUAUGUGCUAUUCAUGUGCGACUGGAUUGACAACAACAAAGGACUGAAGCGGGAUGGGUUUGGUUUCACACUUGUUAAUUUCAAUCAUUUGUUAUAUACAAAGAAACAAAAUAGUGAUGAACCAUUCAUCCUAGCAUCUCAGACACAACAAGUUUUCUAUGUUAAUGAUCCCGUUGAAGCUGAUUGGGAUGUUGUAGUCAAGAUGAAACCUAGAGACUUGUAUGAGGUGUGUGGAGAACAACCAAUUAAUGAUGGAGAACAUCAUAAUGAAGUGGAAGGAUUUGGCGACCAAGAGUUAGAUGCAACUUCGUUUGCUUGUGAAGAGGAAAUAAAUUGGAUUAGGCAAGAUCGACGAUGCUCUAGGCAGAGGCAACAUUCAUCCUCUGCAAAUUCUGAGAGUUCUUACAGUGGGAGUGCAGAUGAGAGUUCUUAUAGUGGGAGUUCAGAUGAGAGUUCAGAGGAGAGUACACACAUCAUACCUGAUCCACCCAUGUCAUGGUAUCCUCCAGGUAGCUUGCCUAGUACAUCAUCGAGUACUAGUUCGACACAUGACACUACUGCUGUAUCUUCUAACUUGAUAUUGAUAUUUGGAUAA